Lodderomyces jiufengensis is the source of this 888-nucleotide messenger RNA. RefSeq lists its product as uncharacterized. The transcript has a single exon. Gene Ontology annotation, cellular component: membrane. The record is from RefSeq and is a predicted model, not a curated record. Lineage: Eukaryota; Fungi; Ascomycota; Pichiomycetes; Serinales; Debaryomycetaceae. Gene Ontology annotation, molecular function: palmitoyl-(protein) hydrolase activity. The coding region runs from base 1 to 888 and encodes 295 amino acids.
AUGUUUUGGUCAUUAUACAAAAUAGCUAAAGUUAUAGGUCAGUUUGGCUUAGGUUUAGCAGCAUUAGCAUUAGCAGGACUAUAUUAUUAUCAAAAUACAAUAAUAUAUCCAGCUCUGGUAAAUGAUGGACAUGGAUAUUGUGCAACACCUGAUGAAUAUGAUAUACCUUAUGAAUUGAUACAGUUGAAAACACCAGAUGGAGAAACUUUACAGUGUUAUUCGAUGAAACAAGAUAUUAAAAGUCCUUCAUACACAAAUAAAACAGUUUUAAUCUUAUCACCUAAUGCUGGAAAUAUAGGUCAUGGAUUACCAAUUGCAUCAAUUUUUUAUAAACAAUUUGGUUACAAUGUAUUUAUAUAUAGUUAUAGAGGAUAUGGAAAGUCUACUGGAUCACCAAGUGAAAUUGGUUUAAAAAAAGAUGCAGAUACAGUAAUGGAAUUUUUAAAAACAGAUUCUCAAUAUCAACAAUCAUCAAUAAUAUUAUAUGGUAGAUCAUUAGGUGGAGCAGUUUCAAUUUAUAUAGCAGCUACAAAAUCUUCAUCAAUUCAUGCAAUAAUAUUAGAAAAUACAUUUUUAUCAAUACGUAAAACAAUACCUCAUAUUUUCCCAAUUUUAAAAUUUGCAGCUGGUUUUGUACAUCAAAAAUGGGAAUCUGAAUUAUUAGUUAUUAAUAUACCAUCAUCAAUACCAGUGUUACUACUUAGUGCUCGUAAAGAUGAAAUUGUACCACCAAGUCAUAUGGAUAAAAUUUAUAAUCUAUUACAAAGUGAUUAUAAACAAUUUAUUAAAUUUGAAAAUAGUUAUCACAAUGAUACAGUAUUACAGGAGACUUAUUGGGAUCAAAUUCAUAAAUUCAUUAAAAAUCAAGUCAAUCCAGUAGGAUUAUAA